AUGAAUGGUCCGCAGGCGGAUGCUGCAGCCAUGCCCUCGAGCUCGGAGGGUGGAAGCAUUGUACCUCCCAUGCAGCAUGCCCUCAAUGUGACUUGCAAGGCGGCGUUGAGGCUGAGCAAGCUGUUGCAGCACAAGGAGACGGCUGCCAGGAAAUGGGAAGAGUAUACAGCACAGAUGAAGCAACAGUUCAUCAAGGAGAGACAGAAGUUCGAGCGGGACAUGGAAAAGCUUACCUCGGAUAUCCGGACGCAGAGCAGGUCGGAGGGCGGAGGAAGAGGAGGCCACUAUGGAUGCAGUGCUGCAAAGUUCUCUCCAAAAUGCCAGUUCAGCAGGACGGGCGACCCCACAACGGCCGCGCACCUCAGCCCCUAUGACUCCGGCGGUGAGGACAGGUGCACGUGCGGCGACAGUAUCGGAGCAAGUGGAGCCUAUGGAGCUGGAGCUGGAGUUGGCCGACGACCCAUAUCAUCUCCCGGCCCCACCUGCAACUCCAACGCCACCGGGCUUUACCUCUUUCUGGGGAUAGUCGUCUUCCAGCACAGAGUCGUGCCCGCGGAUCUGCCUCGUUAUCGGAAGCGCCACGACAGCCCAUCAUGGAGUCUUCCAAGCACAUGCCGACACCGGUGCUGGGAAGACGCGGCUUGGGAGAAAAACUGCAGGACGACGGUACUGGACAGGCCUUGCUCUGAGCAGUUUCCUCUGUUCGGAGCAAGGGAUGAGAUUCUGGCGGUCAGUUUCUUGCAUUGCUUCCAAGCUGUGGGCCAGACGGGUGCUCCCGGCGCCUUCGAUGACCACAGGGAGGCGAUUGAAGGUGGAGUUGUGGCUUUGUUUGAUUUUGUGCCCGAAAAGCACGGCCAUGUCCAGGGCGUGGCUCUGGAAGACAUUGGGGUGUUGGUGUGCUUCAUAGGAGGUGGAUCGGUUGCCCGGCCGCUCCAAGAAGGUGCUAGGCGUGUGGAUUUCUUUGGGCAGCCGCCUGAGGUAGUCAGCGACAUUGUGUUUGCUGCGUGGCCUGCCUCGCCUUCCCCUUGCUCUCCCUUCUGGGUCCCUUCCUCAUGUCCUCUGAAGACGUUGGCCCUUUAG
Symbiodinium necroappetens is the source of this 1080-nucleotide messenger RNA. NCBI's taxonomy places the organism in Eukaryota, Dinophyceae, Suessiales, Symbiodiniaceae. The record is from the annotation of a GenBank genome assembly.